Tarenaya hassleriana is the source of this 2174-nucleotide messenger RNA. RefSeq names its product putative 3,4-dihydroxy-2-butanone kinase. Gene Ontology annotation, molecular function: glycerone kinase activity; ATP binding. Gene Ontology annotation, biological process: glycerol catabolic process. Gene Ontology annotation, cellular component: cytosol. NCBI's taxonomy places the organism in Eukaryota, Viridiplantae, Streptophyta, Magnoliopsida, Brassicales, Cleomaceae. The record is from RefSeq and is a predicted model, not a curated record.
UUCGUACGGCGCACUCUCUCUUCGUCUUCUCUCUCUCCUGCGAUUGUUGACUCUCCUCUCUCUCUCUCCCUCCUUCAGGAUUGCCUUAAACCUCCAUCCUUCUCUUCCAUGCGAGCUUCUUGAGAUUCUCAGGUGCUUCUGAUCAUUCUCCGACACCAUGGUUUCUCCGGCUAAGAAGUUCAUCAACAACCCCAACGAUGUAGUAACUGAGUUCAUCGAGGGUCUUGUCGAAACUUAUCCUGGACUCCAGUAUUUGGAUGGCUUCCCUGAGGUCAAGGUUGUGCUGCGAGCUGAUGUCUCAGCUGCAAAAUAUGACAAGGUCGCUGUUAUUUCAGGAGGGGGCAGUGGGCAUGAGCCAGCACAUGCUGGGUUUGUGGGAGAAGGAAUGCUGACAGCUGCUGUUUGUGGAGAUGUUUUUGCUUCGCCACCGGUUGAUUCCAUCCUAGCUGGGAUUCGAGCUGUGACUGGUCCUAUGGGAUGUCUCUUGAUUGUAAAGAAUUAUACUGGUGAUCGCUUGAACUUUGGUUUGGCAGCUGAGCAAGCGAAAUCUGAAGGUUACAAAGUGGAGACUGUGAUCGUAGGAGAGGAUUGUGCUUUACCCCCUCCUCGUGGCAUAGCUGGACGUAGAGGCUUAGCAGGAACAAUCCUUGUUCAUAAGGUUGCUGGAGCAGCUGCGGCUGCCGGGCUUUCUGCAUCAGAGAUGGUUGGGACCAUGGGUGUCGCUUUAUCUGUUUGCACUCUUCCUGGACAGGUUACAUCUGAUCGUUUGGGGUCAGAGAAGAUGGAACUCGGCCUUGGAAUUCAUGGAGAACCCGGUGCUGCUGUGGUCGAGGUUCAGCCUGUGGAUGUUGUGGUUUCCCAUGUUCUUCAGCAGAUAUUAAGUCCUGAGACCAAUUAUGUUCCUAUUACACGUGGUAACCGAGUGGUUCUCAUGGUUAAUGGCCUAGGUGGCACUCCUCUAAUGGAGCUUAUGAUUGCUGCUGGUAAAGCUGUCCCUAAAUUGCAGUUGGAAUUCGGACUUGCCGUUGACAGGGUGUACACGGGAUUAUUUAUGACUUCUCUUGAUAUGGCAGGAUUUUCAAUUUCAAUCAUGAAGGCUGACCAGUCUAUUUUGGACCGAUUGGAUGCUCCGACAAAGGCUCCGAAUUGGCCUGUCGGGACAGAUGGAAAUCGUCCACCAGCAAAGAUUCCUGUUCCGCUGCCCCCUUCCCGGUCAACAAAAAAUGAGGAGGCUCUAAGCCAGCCAGAAGAGUUAAGUCAACAAGGCCGUAUUCUCGAGGCAGCUAUUAAAGCGGCAGCAAGUGCGGUAAUCAGUCUAAAGGAUAGUUUGAACGAAUGGGAUGGCAAAGUGGGCGAUGGUGACUGUGGCUCAACAAUGAACAGAGGUGCAACAGCAGUUCUGGAGGACAUUAAGUAUUACCCGCUUAACGAUGCUGCUGAAACAGUGAAUGAAAUUGGUUCAUCGAUCAGAAGAGUCAUGGGAGGAACAAGCGGAAUCAUUUACAGCCUUCUCUGCAAGGCAGUAUACGCAGAGCUAAAAGCUAACCCUCAGACGGAUGUCACUCCCAAACAAUGGUCUGAAGCACUAAAGUCAUCAAUUUCCGCUGUCAGUAAAUACGGUGGAGCAACUGCGGGUUUCAGGACCAUGUUAGACGCACUCAUACCGGCUUCUGAAGUGCUUGAGGAGAAGCUGAGUGAUGGGACGGAUCCCGCCUCUGCGUUUAUCGCCUCGGCUGAAGCUGCAACUGCAGGAGCUGAAUCAACCAUCCAGAUGCAAGCUCAGGCCGGGAGAUCGAGCUAUAUAUCAGCGGAGAUUCUUGCAUCGGUUCCGGACCCAGGUGCAAUGGCUGCAGCCGCAUGGUACGGAGCAGCAGCCAGAGCCGUGAAGGAGCAGUGCCAGCCCGAGGAGGGAUUGUGAUCCAAAAAUAAAGAAGAGGGAACAUACUGAUGAUUAUAAUUAUGAGGUUUUUUUUAAUCCUCCAUAUUCCGGCGUUUUGAAUACAUGUAUGUACGAUUCGUGACUCGCGAGGACUUCUCCCUUUUAUUCGAAUCCUUUUUUGGGGGUGGCGCGUGUAGUGACCGUUAAAAAUGGUUUCUGGGUCACAUAGAGUAAAAGACGAACCCAUAUGAAAACACACUCUGAUCAUUCAUAUAAAAGGAGGUUCUUGUCAUUC